Messenger RNA from Arabis nemorensis, 354 nucleotides. The record is from the annotation of a GenBank genome assembly. NCBI's taxonomy places the organism in Eukaryota, Viridiplantae, Streptophyta, Magnoliopsida, Brassicales, Brassicaceae.
AUGGUUGCGUCUUGCGGCCAGAUGCUGCGAUUGUUGUUUGUUUGCUUACCACAGUGUCUAAACGCAGCAUCUAAUCGCAACAGUUCCAGUGGUAAUGCUGAAAAAUCCAGCGUCCAAAAUUCUCAGACGCUACCGCGACGAUUAGCCGCAGGAUAUUGCAUCAAGCAUACGAACAUUGUUUGGCUGCAUGACGUUGCCGCUGCCGCCGCCGGCAGGCAAACGAACAAGGCUGCUAUGUUGCCAAAAUCCGAAAAAUCCGAAGCCGACCUGAGAUACCAAAUGCCUAGCCCUACCUCUGAAGAUCGCAUAGGAAAUCUUGACGAGGUUGCUUGUCUUUCAAGAAGAGUAACUUAA